This is a messenger RNA of Xylaria bambusicola, 2518 nucleotides long. Its product is annotated as AMP-binding enzyme. Gene Ontology annotation, molecular function: long-chain fatty acid transmembrane transporter activity; long-chain fatty acid-CoA ligase activity. NCBI's taxonomy places the organism in Eukaryota, Fungi, Ascomycota, Sordariomycetes, Xylariales, Xylariaceae. The record is from RefSeq and is a predicted model, not a curated record. The transcript is spliced from 5 exons. Bases 286 to 2181 code for a protein of 631 amino acids.
CCCAAUGAGAAACGACAAGCCGAACGGUUUUUAGCUCGGCUAUUUGUCGAAAGAAGCUUAAAACGACUUGGGUAUUACUUACUUAUAGGCGGCGUUUAGAGAGGACAGAAUAGCUUUACUCAUUUUCGCUAACAUACAUACAUAGAAAAAAAACGAGCGGAGCGUUGGAGUAUAGGUAAAUUUAUUAUCUUAGACAUUGCAGAUUUAUUUCCGUCGCGCUGGGAACUACAUAAGUCAGCUCAACAUUCACCACACCAAAGGCGGGGCGAUAGGAGGGGAGUAGCUAUGGCGACGAUCGUGGCGGGUAUCGCGGCCACCGCCGCAGGCCUCACAUACCUCGACGGCAAAUACCACAUCAGACAGGACGUGCAGAUGAUACGGGCCAAGCGUAAAGGGGCCAAGAUGUUGCAGAAAGCCAUCAAGGAAAAGCGCAUAUCGCCCUACUACUUCUUCGAGCGCCACGCGCGCGCCCAGCCAAGCGAAGAAUGCAUCUGGUGGCGCGGCGGCUCGUACACAUGGGACGCAGCAUAUACCCGCGCGAACCAGUACGCGCACUUCUUCCGGUCGCAAGGGGUGCAGGCGAACGACUUGGUAUCCUUCUUCAUGAUCAACAGCCCAGAUUUCGCGCUCGCGUGGAUGGGCCUCUGGGCGAUCGGGGCCGCGCCCGCGCUGAUCAACCAUAACCUCAGCCAGCAGGCGCUGCUGCACUGUCUGAGCAUCGCAGAGUCCAAGCUCGUGCUCGCGGACGGACCGGAGGGUCUGUUGGCGCGGCUGGAUGCCGUGGAGGGGGAUCUUAAAGCUUCCGGUGUCCGCGUCGUAAAAUUAUCCGAUGUACGCUCUGAAAUCGAGGCCCUCCCUACGACGCGAUUGCCCGAUGAUCUCCGCGCAGCCGUGACUCCGGCCUCAGCCUUCGGAUUGUUCUACACCAGCGGUACGACCGGGCUGCCGAAGGCAUGCAUCGUGCCUACUACGGCAGGCUUCAUGCACGGCGCCGCCAAAGAGUGCGGUUUCGCGUACGUGACGCCAACGAGCGAUAACGCGGCUUUAGGACGCGCGGAGCGCUACUACGACUGCAUGCCCCUGUACCACGGGACGGGCGGCAUCAGCGGGAUGACGCAGCUGCUGACGGGGCAGACGCUCUGUCUGGCUCCCAAGUUCAGCACCUCGCGCUUCUGGGAGGACGUGCGCGCCUCGCGAGCGACGUGGUUCGUCUACGUCGGCGAGACGCUACGAUAUCUCCUCGCGGCGCCGCCCUCACCGCUCGACAAGCAACACUCGGUGCGCGCCAUCUACGGCAACGGCUUGCGCCCGGACGUAUGGAUACCGUUCCGGGAGCGCUUCGGCAUCGAGACGAUCCACGAGUUCUUCAACUCGACCGAGGGCAUCCUGCCCCUCGACAAUCCCGCACGCGGCGACUUCCGCGCGCACAGCGUGGGGCACCAUGGUCUCUUAAGCCGGUGGCGGUUUCACGGCAUCCUCGUGCCGGUGGCAGUGGACGCAGAGACGGGGGAUAUCGUGCGGGACGAGAAGACGGGGUUCGCGACGCGCGUGCCGUACGAGACCGGGGGCGAGAUCCUCGUCAGACAACCGCCGACCAUCACCCCCGCUUUCCCGGGUUACUUCAAGAACGAGGAGGCCACGGCCAAGAAGUUCGUGUACGACGUCUUCCGCAAGGGCGACUGCUACUACCGCACGGGUGAUGCCCUGCGGCGCGACGCCGACGGCCGCUGGUUCUUCCUCGAUAGACUGGGGGAUACCUUCAGAUGGAAGGGCGAGAACGUGAGUACAGCCGAGGUUUCCGAGGUCCUAGGUAAGUACCCGGGGGUGAGCGAGGCCACUGUGUACGGCGUAUCCGUGCCUGGCCACGAUGGCAAGGCCGGUAUGGCAGCUAUAUACAUCAACACGGACGUUUCGAACUUUGACUAUAAGGGAUUACUGAGACACGCCCGAGAUCAUCUACCCAAGUAUGCCGUGCCAGUAUUUUUGCGUCAACUUGCCGCACGUUCCGCCACGCACAACAACAAGCAAGAUAAGGUUCCCUUGAAGAAAGCCGGAAUCGACCCGUUUCAGAUGAAUGGCGAUUCGUUACUCUGGAUCUCGGAAAACGGGAAAGGCGACGAUUACAUGCCAUUCACAUCGGAUGAAUUUCUCGCUAUUCAAGUAGGACAAGCGAAGCUAUGAUCCCAGACCACCUCCUAUGCUAAACGAACUGCAUUGGUACCACCACUAGCCGUGGAGAGACAACGAUUUUGUACACUAAAAAAACAAAGACAAACAGCAACGGUAAUUUGAAUCAGACCAAUAGGCCGUAACUCUAGUAAAUAUGGACAGAGCUCAAGGAAAUAUCGGCGCCAGUUCAAUUCAACAUUGCGUCUACUCGCUGAAUUCUUAUCUAUGGUGUUUCGAACAGAUGGCUAUGCAUUUAGAAUGAAUUUGAUUAUGAUUUGAUGCAUGCAUCUGUGACUCAUCAAGCACCGCUCAUCAAUUUUACCAUUGCCACCAUAUCAACGUAUUUCUG